This is a messenger RNA of Elaeis guineensis (African oil palm), 1187 nucleotides long. Its product is annotated as extradiol ring-cleavage dioxygenase. NCBI's taxonomy places the organism in Eukaryota, Viridiplantae, Streptophyta, Magnoliopsida, Arecales, Arecaceae. Gene Ontology annotation, molecular function: zinc ion binding; dioxygenase activity; ferrous iron binding. The record is from RefSeq and is a predicted model, not a curated record.
GCACCAACCAAGGUCUUCUACGCCUCCACCAACCCCCUGGGAGAACUUUCUAUCGUCUCUUCUUCAUCCUUGUCCAUUUCAGGCGUUGAUUUCCUUUACUUUUAGCCUUUGUUCCGUGGGAUCGAGUCGUGAUUAUGGAUACCUUCUUCCUGUCGCACGGAUCUCCGACGCUGUCCAUCGACGAGAGCUUGCCGGCGAGGCCGUUCCUGAGGUCGUGGCAGUCCAAGGUGCUGCAGGCCGUCCCCAGGGCCAUCCUCGUCGUCUCCGGCCACUGGGAGACGGCCGUUCCGACGGUGAACGUCAUCAACGGCACCAACAAGACCAUCUACGACUUCUAUGGCUUCCCCAAGCCCAUGUACCAGCUCAAGUAUCCUGCACCAGGAGCACCAAAUUUAGCAAAGAGAGUGAAAGAGCUGCUGGAACAAGCUGGUUUUGGCCGUGUAAAGGAGGACAAGACCCGUGGCCUUGACCAUGGUGCUUGGGUUCCGCUCAUGCUCAUGUACCCAGAGGCUAACAUCCCUGUCUGUCAGCUCUCUGUUCAGACAGACAGGGAUGGAACUUACCACUAUAACAUGGGGAAAGCAUUGGCCCCUCUCAGAGAUGAGGGGAUCCUUAUAGUUGGUUCAGGGAAUGCUACACAUAACUUGAGGACAAUGGGACCUGAUGGUGGACCCAUAGCCAAGUGGGCCCUGGACUUCGACACAUGGCUUAAGGAUUCACUCCUAGAUGGAAGAUAUGAUGAUGUGAACCACUACGAGGAGAAGUCGCCUAGUGGAAAGAUGGCACACCCUUGGCCAGAUCACUUCUACCCUUUACAUGUAGCUAUGGGCGCUGCAGGUGAGAAGGCCAGGGCUGAAUUAAUCCAUCAUAGCUGGACCAAUUGCACAAUCUCAUACGCGUCUUAUCGAUUUACAACUUAAGUAUAAUGUUUAGCAGCACAAAUGUAUUGUACCUAUCUUGUUAUGUUCAAGUUGGUCAUGGUUACUAGUUUCAAUUGGCUGCACCUCGUAAUUCUAUGUUUAAUCAGUUCAAUUGAGGUUCUAAACAUUUCCUUUUCAUGUAUGUUUCGCUUCAUGUAUGACUUUCUGAUACAUUCGUGAUGGAGUUUGUGUAUACUGUAUAGAAUAAAUUCAUCCCAUUAGCUAGGGCCAGCUUGGUCUUUUGUUGCUAUUUCGGAUGAUUAAUAU